AUGGCUAGCCCCGUGGAGCACAAGCUCCCCCAGCGAACCGGUACCGUUAGCAGCAGCUUCACCCGCCGUACAUCCUUUAGUGAUGAUGAGGCCAUUCCGGAUACCGAUAGCAGUGAGACUAGCAACCUCUUAAUCGAGCGUCUUCGUGCAUGGAAGCACAUGUGUGGAAACCUUGAGGACUAUGUCUCGACCACUGCCAAGUUGUCCAAGUCUCAGUCGAAGGACCAUGAGAAGAUUCUCAAGACUGUCAGUGAGCCAUUGAAGGAGGCCCAUCAUUUCAGUCAGUCCGAGGGCGGCAUGGCUGGUCUCUUCAAUAACAUGCGCACCAACGCUCAGGGCAUGGUCAACAUGUAUCUUGAAACUGAGAAUAACCUGAAAGCCACCGUGCUCCCUACUCUCGAACGUCUCCACAAAGAAAUUAAGAACAAGUCGAAGGAGCUCAAGUCAGGAGCAGCCAAGGGAGCUAAGGCCGUUGAGAAGGCUCGCAAUGUGACCCAGAAGCACAUCGAGCUUUUGGGCCAGCACUCUGCUUCACACGAUUCUGCCAUGGGCAGCAAGAUUGAGCAAGCACACGACCCCUACAUCCUUAAGCGCCAAAUCAACCACCGCCUCAACAAGCAGGUGACUGAGGAGAACAACCACCGACAGGAUAUCCUCACAGUGCAGAACUCCUUCCAGCAAUUUGAGGCUUACAUCCUGCAAACCGUCCAGGCUGCUCUAGAACAAUUCCACCAAAUUAUGGGUGGUCAGCUGGACCGCCAGCGCGCUAUGUACGCCGACGUGCUUGGCGCCGCCCAGCGCAUCCCGCCAGACUUCGAAUGGAUCAACUUCUGUGUAAGCAACGACGCCAAGCUCGUGAACCCAGACUCCCCACCCCGCGAGUUCGCCAACAUCACUUUUCCCAACCAAAACCAUCGCGCAACCAAGCCUCUUCUCGAGGGUACGCUCGAGCGCCGCUCUCGAGCCGUCAUUAAGGGAUACAGCUCAGGCUACUAUGUCAUCACACCCGCGCGCUACCUGCACGAGUUCAAGGACAACGAUGACUUCCGCCGUGACCCCUCCCCAGAGCUGUCACUAUACCUACCCGACUGCACUAUCGCCUCGAUCGACGGUGUCAAGUUCAGCGUUAAGGGCAAGGAUAUCUCCAGCAAUGUGGUUGGCAAUGCCUUCCAUGCUACCACCGAGCUUAACUUCAAGGCUUCCACCGCUAGCCAAGCUGAGCAAUGGUGGUCCCUUAUCAAGGAAUCUACAAACGGUGCUGCUGCCGUUGCUGCUACUGGCGCUGCUGCUACUCUGGCUUCCCCCGUCUCGCCUACUAACGGCCCUACUAGCCCUGUUGGCAGCAUCUCGGGAAAGACUAACCAGCCUCCUACAUACGCUGAGAAGGAUGCCCAGUCGCCUGCUGGUACCCCUACAGAGGUUAAGACCCCUGGUUCCGUGAAGCCUAUCAGCCGCACCGCUAGCUCAGGAAGCAGCUACUUCGCAGCAAAUGGCACUGCUGCGGGAGAGAAGACCGAGAAGUCGUAA
This is a messenger RNA of Penicillium pulvis, 1527 nucleotides long. RefSeq names its product PH domain protein. NCBI's taxonomy places the organism in Eukaryota, Fungi, Ascomycota, Eurotiomycetes, Eurotiales, Aspergillaceae. The coding region runs from base 1 to 1527 and encodes 508 amino acids. The transcript is spliced from 4 exons. The record is from RefSeq and is a predicted model, not a curated record.